Nematostella vectensis (starlet sea anemone) is the source of this 1294-nucleotide messenger RNA. RefSeq names its product lymphokine-activated killer T-cell-originated protein kinase. The transcript is spliced from 2 exons. NCBI's taxonomy places the organism in Eukaryota, Metazoa, Cnidaria, Anthozoa, Actiniaria, Edwardsiidae. The record is from RefSeq and is a predicted model, not a curated record. Gene Ontology annotation, molecular function: ATP binding; protein serine/threonine kinase activity. Gene Ontology annotation, biological process: protein phosphorylation. The coding region runs from base 122 to 1078 and encodes 318 amino acids.
CUGGCUCGUCUAAGCGCCAAUUUCGAAUUUUGUAACAACUGCCGAGAACAACAAUCCAUACCAUCCAACAAUCCAUAACGCUCAAGGCUGAUCGCUUACUACAGUCUCAUCGUCCUAUACAAUGGAUCGUACACCGCUUGGCAAAGUCCAUCGGAGUGCUUUAAUAGGGACCAAGGCAUUCACUCCUGUCACAAUCCCGGCUUCUCCAUUCAUGACCAAGCUCGGUUAUGGAACCGGUGUCAACGUGUAUCGUUUCAAACGAAGUUCAAUCGAAGGUAAAUCUCCUUGGGCCGUGAAGAAAGUCAACCCAAAAGCCAGACCAGGGAUCAGUGAGCGUUUAGCAUUAGAGGCGAGCAUUUUAAAGGAUUUAAAUCAUCCGAACAUCGUUGGUUUUCGCGCCUUGAUUGGGAACACGAAUGGCGACUUAUGCCUCGCCAUGGAAGAUUGUCACAUGUCUUUGAUGGACAAGAUAGAGGAACGGUCCUAUCUAGAAGAGAAAUUCGUACCCAAGGAAAUUUUUGCAGUAGCCUGGGCAAUUGGUAAUGCGCUGGAAUACUUGCACUUUGAGAAAAAGAUCUUACAUGGUGAUAUGAAGAGUGGCAACAUUCUCAUUCGUGGACCGUUUGAGUCGGUGAAAUUGUGUGAUUUCGGUGUUGCUCUGAGGCUAAAGGGUGAUCUGAGUGGGUUGCUGGACCCGAAGGGCCGCUAUAUUGGCUCUGAACCAUGGAAGAGUAAGGAGGCUUUGAACAGAGGUGGUGUUGUGUGUGAUAAAACGGAUAUUUUUGCGUAUGGUCUUGUGAUCUGGGAGAUGUUGGCAUUGGACGUACCACACGUCAGUUUGCUAGGCACAGAUGGAAGCAUGGAUACUGAUAUGUCCUGUGAAGAGGAUUCUGAGGAGUAUACUGCAGCCCUAGGGACACGCCCUCCACUUCCUAAGGAGAAUUACGACCAGUCAUUUAAUCCUCUCAUAGAGCUGUUUGAUUGGUGCACUGCUGAAGAUCCAAGAGACAGGCCCUCAGCCAGACAAGUGGUGGACUUUUUAAAGCCACACAUCAUGACUUUGAGCAAAGAUUGUUAAUUUGAAGUCAGUAAAUAGUACCUUCAAAUGACAAUAUAGGGCUUGAAAUAUAAAGGUAAUUCAUGUGAAUUCAUGUAGAACAUUUCAAAUUUUAAAUCUUCUGUCAGGCUUAUAUUAAAGUUAUCUCUACAAUGUGAUUUCUAACAAAAGCAUGCUUUCCAGCCCUGACAUACAAUGUAAAUAACACAAAUGAAAUGAAAUACUGUAAUAUCACAA